AUCACGUGUGAGCAUGUGAAGGACUUCCAGUUCAUCAGCCAAGGGGCCUUCGGGACCAUCUUCCGGGCACGGCACCAAGACUGGGGAAUCGAUGUUGCGGUGAAGAUUCUCAACAGUUCAGGCAGGUUCACAGAUCACAAGGCUGACUAGGCUGACAGUCUAAGAAUUAGAUCAUCAUCAUCAUCAUCAUCAUCUGGGGUGUGCUGCUGGGGAAACAUUCCAAGUUUUGACCUCAAGGCUUUCCCCUCCAUCACCUUUUGCCCUUCCUCUCUCAUCAUUGGCACUCUCCCCUACCCCACCAUCCAUCCUGCAGCAAUACAUCCUUCACCCGAGAAGAGCUCCUGAAUGAAGCCCUCGCCAUGGACAAGGCACGAUUCAUUUAUGUCCUGCGCCUCUUUGGCCUCUUCAUAGACAGUGUGCAAACAGAUGUGCCGGUAGCAGGGUUAAGCAUUGCUGCACCCAGGAUGGGCCUUGUGAUGGAGUAUAUAGAGAAUGGCAGUUUAUCUUCCCUGAUGAACCGGGUCCAUUUUGUGCCUUGGCCUCUGCGGUUCCGCAUUCUCCACCAGGUGGCGGUGGGGAUGAAUUUCCUGCACAACCUCAGCCCUCCAUUGUUGCACCUGGACCUCAAGCCUAGCAAUGUCCUACUGGAUGGAGAGCUGCACAUCAGGGUGGCCGAUUUUGGGUUAUCCAAGUUCAAGCGAGGGAGCUCUCGGCACCCAAGUCAAACCUCUGAGGAAAAAGAUGGAUAUGGUGGGACUCUGGAGUUCAUGCCUCCUGAGGCUUUCUCUGAUUUGAACUACAAGCCCUCCCCUGGCACUGAUGUCUACAGUUAUGGGAUCCUCAUGUGGUCUGUGUUAUCUGGCCAGGAACCUUACCCAUAUGUCCACCCUGGCAACAUGAGCUCCCUCUUCAGAAGGCUGAUCCCUCAAGGCCAAAGGCCCAGCACAGACGAGCUGGAGAAGAUAGACAACGUGUUGAAGCUAGCAGACAUGAUCAGGCUCAUGAAACGGUGCUGGCACAACAACAAAGCCCAAAGGCCAUCCUUCCGAGAUUGCAGCCAAGAAACGAAGAGUGUGUAUUCCUAUCACAAACCGUGGAUUAUGGCUGCUGUUCGGCAAGUCCAGGACAUUCUGGUACAGCUAAACAGUUCCUCAAAGGAAACCAGGUUCUCCUUGAGUCUGGCAUCGCACGGAGCAGUCAGUCAUUCCUCCACGAGACUUGAGAAGGCAGAAUACCAGCAGUCCUCCUCCUCUGGGCUGGAGGAGCAUUUUAGUACGCUGCACUUGAAAGAAUCUCCACUCAAACUAAAUGAAACGGUACCCACAGAAUCUUUUUUCAAAAGCCACCAGGAAAGGAAACAUUCUGGACUCUACCGCAGCCACAGUGCUCGUAGCAGAAAAGGAGCUGAGAGUUCAGGCCAUGAAGGGCGUCUUCAAUCAGCAGUCCAGAUUCGGUCCAGGCCCACAGAAAGCCACGCCCACUUUCUGACAUGUAUCCCUUUGCAACAUACCCAAUGUUUUCCCCUGCAUUCCCGCAGCAUCAGCAGUCCUAUGGCCCCCACCAAGGUGGUGAUGGAUUUGCACACAGGGACCAUUCCCUCUUGUCACACUUUCACCAAAGAGCUUCACAUCAUGGAAUCCAUAUAUCUGGGCAUGACAUCUUGGGAAUUCAAAUUGGAAAUGGGAACGUCAUGCAACUUGAACACGAUCCUGAGAAGAAACUCCCAAAAAUCCAAUAAUGGACAUCUAUGGAGCAUGGAGGAUUUCUUCUGGACAAUCCCACUCCUUUCAUUGGAGAGCACCCCACCCCACCCCAGCCCACCUCAAUCCCUCUUCCUAAUUUCCCACUGCUCUCACUAGCACACCAUCUAUCGCCUUUGAGCAACGUCCAUGAGAACUGCCUUUGAGCAGAUGAUGGCCAGCCCCACUUUACCAUGUGCUUCCAGAUGUGACAUGCUAGGCGCUUGCCUGAAAUGGUAGCAUGACCUGAUCUGGAAUUUUGAGGACCAACAUCACCAUCUUGUAAGAUCAGGCCACCGACUCACAGUCCUGCUUGGUGUUUAACAGCAAAGGUGUAGGAGAGAAACACGCAAGGCUCCAACAAUGCCACCUUCAGCUCUUGGAGAACCCUUAGGCAAAACUCCUUCAGUGGGUUGCCACCUGCAGUGAGCCUACCUUCUCACCAUCACUGUCACCGGCCGCCAUUGCUGCUGCUCUUCAUUCUCAUCACUGGUCCUCCCGCUUGCUUGCUUGACAGGCAGAGAGCCAAUUAGCAGGUAGGGAGUGGCAUCCAUUGUCCCUCCUUCUCAGCAUCAGAGGUAGGCAAAGAAGCCAGUGGCAAUGAUGCAGAAGAGGAGCUAGUCCACGGAACAUUUGUCAGUUGGCCUCUGUUGGAGGAUGAUCCCUUGGCAGUUGUCCAGCCAUGUCCACCCUUGAUGCUGGCCUAGAGCCCAAACCAAAGAAGGUUUGGUUGUGCUGCUCCUAUAUAAAACAUUGAGGUCGCUUAAAAACAGGAAGGGAUACAGGCACAGUUAAAGUGUGUGAGGGGGUGCAUGCAUGGGUCCCCCCCCCCACAACUGUUUCCCCAAUGUAGGUCCCCAAAAGUUCCUUGAAUUUCUGGCACAAUCCAUGCAGGUUGAGCCGGGGAUGGAUGAAUUGGACCAUUGUGCUUUCCUUCUACACUCACUCUUUUAUCAGCCCAAGUUCUUUCCUUCCAAAAUAUGGGGGAAAUGGCAAAUUCUAGAAAAUUCAUAUCAAAAAAGAACUACAUUGAAAUUCUCACCUUCACCAGCCAAUGCCAUCAGAGCUGAGGAAGGGCUGUGCUGUACUCGUCUGCCAUGUAGCCAUUUUAGCCGACCGGCACGUUCAGCCAUGUUUGUGAGGCAGAGUUAGUAUGCAACCUCUUUUUCUGGCCAGCUUCUUAACUUUAAUGGCUACAUGGGUGUUAGCAAUGCGACCAUGUUUUGGACGCAUCCAUUUCUUCACUUCCAGCUUUCACACCCAUGCAAAAUGACUAAGCAAAGUAGAUACAUGUGUAUGUGAGAACACAGUGGCACCAAAACUGCUAUUGCUUUUGGGUAUGCUUUUUAUGACUUAAAUUUCUUGUUGUUGUUGUUGUUGUUAUUGUUGUGGUUAAAAAACCCCCCACACAUUUUAAAGACACACAUUUCUUUUAAAAAAUCCCUCAGUGUUCAAAACUUUAAUAUGGAAUCAGUGGGUGCAUCUUGAGUAAACCAGACUUUCUUUAAAAUCCGACACGACAUUCCUUUUUGGAAACAAGAUCAGCAAUGUGUAGCUGUGCAGAGACAUUUAAAAGCUUCAUAUUUGUAAAACAAGCAUGUAUAUAUGCAAUUUUAAAAAUGCGUGUUUUAAAAAUC
This is a messenger RNA of Varanus komodoensis (Komodo dragon), 3376 nucleotides long. It is a transcript of the gene RIPK3, whose product is annotated as receptor interacting serine/threonine kinase 3. Gene Ontology annotation, biological process: protein phosphorylation. The record is from RefSeq and is a predicted model, not a curated record. The transcript has 12 exons. The coding region runs from base 360 to 1859 and encodes 499 amino acids. Lineage: Eukaryota; Metazoa; Chordata; Lepidosauria; Squamata; Varanidae. Gene Ontology annotation, molecular function: ATP binding; JUN kinase kinase kinase activity.